CACAUAGAGCGCCUGGCAGGAAGAGAACGGAAGAGGCAGCUUUGUUGCGUUGCACACACACUUCCAAGUCUGCGAGGGGCUGGAGAAUACAGCGGACGGAACCGGUGGAUUGCGGCAUGGAAUGGAAUCUAAGAAGGAUGGACAGCGAAAUAAGGCAGAUAAAUCCCGACUUACUGCAACCCAGUAAGAGCUUCAAGAAGCCCUCCUCGGGCACAAUCACACUCAACGUGGGGGGCUUCCUCUAUACGGCCCACCGCACCACUCUGGUCAAAUACCAGGGCUCGCUGCUCGAGGAGCUGGCCAAUGGGAAGAAGCCCGUGCAGCACACCGACUCCAUGGGAAACCCUUUCAUUGACCGGGACGGACCCGUGUUCCGCCAUGUGCUCAACUUCCUGCGUACCGGGGACCUCCAGCUGCCCGACGACUUCCGGGAGGUGGGGCUCCUCGGGAAGGAGGCGGAAUUCUACCGCCUGAGCGAACUGGUGGACGCCGUGUUCGAAUGGGAGGAGCAGAGGACCACCAAGAGAGAGCCCGCCUUCCUGGAGGUGACGGACAGCCACGAGCGGUCACAGGGCCUCAAGGUGUACUGCAGCGAUCCAGCGUUUAUCGACAAGGUCAAGGCGCGGCUGGUGCAGAUCUCCAAGAGCCGCCUGGACGGCUUCCCGGAGGAGUUUGAGGUGUCGUCGAACGUGAUCCAGUUCCGCCACUUCAUCAAGUCGGAGCCGGGCUCCCGGCUGGUGCUGAAGGAGGACAGCACCUUUCUGUGCACCCUGGACUGUCUCAAGCUGGAGACGGUGAUGCUGGCCCUCAAGGGGGGCUUCAAGCUCAUCACCAGCCUCGACAGCAGCAAAGGGUCGGUGGUGGCGGCUGAGGCCCUGCACUUUGUCAAGUAGAACGGUGUUAAAGAGCAGGGGUCAUGAGAGAGAGAGGGAGCGAGAUAGAGAGGGCACAUCGACACAUGGAAAAGGAGAAAGCAGUGACAGACUAGUCCAUACCCAUCUUAAACCACUGAUUUUUGUGUGAAAUUGUUGAUAGCUUGUGUUGUGUACAAAGUUGUUGCAUCAUGGGGUAGGGGAUUGAAGAGAUGGCAAGGGUGUCACAUGGUUCUUAGAACUUAGAAUUUCAAGUAUUACAAUAUUAUUUUAAACAAGUGUCUUAACGUUUCAGAUUGAUCAAAAUGAGAGAAUCCUGUUGAAAACACUGUUUUGAAUGGGACACAGUGUCAUAUCUAUUACAAAUCAAAUCCUUGUUGAUCAAAUUUGUACUUUUUUAUGCUAUGAAGAAGCCUAAAGCAUUGCUACUCCUAAUGCAAAAAAUAACCUUUCUGCCAUGUUAUUCUUAAACCAACAGUGUUCUUAGACCAACCAACAGUGUGCAUGCGUACGUUUAAAACCAUGUUAAUUAAGGGAUAUAAAAAACAACUCCGUGGCUCAUGUCCCUCCCCUUUCUCCCUCUAUGGAACCCAUACGAGUGAUGUUACACCCAAGUGGAAAAGAUUGAUCAAGUCAAUGUUUAAAUACAGAUAAAAAGUAAUCCACAAUGUAUCUCUAAUCAUGCUU
Molecule: messenger RNA, 1559 nt
Organism: Gadus chalcogrammus (walleye pollock)
Lineage: Eukaryota; Metazoa; Chordata; Actinopteri; Gadiformes; Gadidae
Gene: kctd4
Product: potassium channel tetramerization domain containing 4
Exons: 1
Coding region: 117-893 (258 amino acids)
Biological process (GO): protein homooligomerization
Molecular function (GO): protein binding
Source: RefSeq, a predicted model, not a curated record